Molecule: messenger RNA, 1779 nt
Organism: Anarrhichthys ocellatus (wolf-eel)
Lineage: Eukaryota; Metazoa; Chordata; Actinopteri; Perciformes; Anarhichadidae
Gene: nkx3-2
Product: NK3 homeobox 2
Exons: 2
Coding region: 186-983 (265 amino acids)
Biological process (GO): regulation of transcription by RNA polymerase II; cell differentiation
Cellular component (GO): nucleus
Molecular function (GO): RNA polymerase II cis-regulatory region sequence-specific DNA binding; DNA-binding transcription factor activity, RNA polymerase II-specific
Source: RefSeq, a predicted model, not a curated record
ACGGCUUCUCCCGCUGGGAUGCGACCAGGAACCAACACUGGGGGGAAAACAUAAGCCAGAGCAGUGCUCCACGGAGGGAGUAGCCUAAAAUGUGGAUGAACUGAUAUUGAAUCUUCUAUCCGGGACGGUUAAUUACUCAACUUGAAGAACUGAGCAAACUUCGCUUUUUUUUUUUUUUUUUGAAAAUGGCCGUUCGUGGCAACUCGCUGAUGCCUUUCUCAAUCCAAGCCAUCCUGAACAAAAAGGACGACAGCCGACACUUGCCAGAUUUGGACAUGUGCUUCUCCAAAACCGCGUGCUGGAAAAUAUUUGGGGAGAUGAACGGCGGGUCUCGGAGAGAUGAUGGGGAGACUUGUGAGCCGACGGACCAGAAAAGCUACGACUCGGACUCGGGACUCAGCGAUGACAACGACAGCAAGACUCUGGCCGUGUGCAAGUCGGAGAAAGACGGAGACAACGUGUCCGAUGUGCCGGAGGAAAGUUUGCAGGAGGAGACGGACCACGAGUCUGCAGCUGCGGAAAACGCAAAGAGUGACAGUGAGCCCAAUAAUGCUACGGACUCCAGCACCCUGGACGAGAAGAGCCAGGACCAGCCCAAACAGCGGAAAAAGCGCUCCAGGGCCGCCUUCUCUCAUGCGCAGGUCUUCGAGCUGGAGCGUCGCUUCAACCACCAGCGGUACCUGUCCGGGCCGGAGCGGGCGGACCUGGCGGCCUCCCUGAAACUCACAGAGACUCAGGUCAAGAUCUGGUUCCAGAACCGUCGGUAUAAGACGAAACGCCGGCAGAUGGCCGCGGACCUGAUGGCGUCGACCCCGGCGGCCAAGAAGGUGGCGGUGAAAGUUUUGGUGCGGGACGACCAGAGACAGUACAGCCCGGGAGAGAUCCUGCGGCCCCCGCUGCUCUCCCUGCAGCCGUCCUACUAUUACCCUUACGCCUACUGCCUCCCUGCAUGGACACUCUCUGCAUGUGCGGGGAAUCAGUGAGAACUCUGUGACUGUAUUUAUUCAUUUUUGUUUGAUUAUUUUGUUCCUAGAAUCAAACUAACUAGACUUAUUUUCUAACAAGAGGAUGAGACCCGAGGGGACUAAUCUGCUCAUCUGCCUCCUCGUGUUGCUCCAGGCCAGACCAUGGGUUCCCAAACUGUUUUCACAUCCUCAAAUACUUCCAAACGACUCAUUCGUUUAUUUAAUACGAGUCUGUCCCGAGGAACCUCGUUCAAGAAGACGUUGCUUAUGAUUAAUGCUAUCAAAUCAUACUGUUGGUGAGCGGGGAGAAUGGACCUUCUUUUAAAAUGUCAGUAUAUUAACCUCUGAGGAGUGACAAGGCAAUCACUUUGAAGUAUUCCUCUCUUUGCGCGGGAGACCCUCAAGGACCUCUGAAGCCCCCCGGACCUCACUUUGGAAACCGGCGGCCUGAACAGGCUGAAAAUGUCACCAUGUUGGUUUAUAUUUUACAUGCGCCUUCCUACCUCUGCAGUGAUUGGAAAUAGGCAUAUUCCAUUGAAUUUUCAUAUAACUGUCUCAGUUACAGGUUGUGUCUUUUUUUUCUUGCUGUGUUUGCAAAGGUAAGAUAUUUCAGCACUUUUGAGCUAUCUACGUUACAUUACUUCAAUGUAAAAUGCAUUUUAGUGUGGGCAUAGUGUCGGGAUGAGAGGAGGCGGUCUCGUGUGUUAUUGGCCUAAAAGUAAUCUCGUGGCAGGAAGCAGGCUAUAAAACAGGCCUACUUCUAAUUAAAAUGUACAUGUGUUAUUUGUGUAAAAUGACUGUUUUAGAUCGAAAA